Molecule: messenger RNA, 2971 nt
Organism: Ziziphus jujuba (common jujube)
Lineage: Eukaryota; Viridiplantae; Streptophyta; Magnoliopsida; Rosales; Rhamnaceae
Molecular function (GO): hydrolase activity, acting on carbon-nitrogen (but not peptide) bonds, in linear amides
Source: RefSeq, a predicted model, not a curated record
AUACUUCAAUUUUUAUUUUGUUACUAUUCUGAUGGCUUUUCUCAUAUGUUGACUAAUAAUAAUAAUAAUAAAAAAAAUUGAUCAGUACCUCCUUUGUUUCUAUCGAUGCCAGUACAUCGAACUUGUAAAAUGAAAAGCUGAAUAUGAUUUUUUGUCUUGCUCUAAACAAUCUUCUGCGUAUUAGUUUUGAUCUUCUUUUCUCUACCUUUUGAUCAGACCAGGUUUGGGAAAAUUGAAACAGAGCUAUGGCUCAAUACGGUGCUAGAGUGGUUGUGCCUAUAGACUUGAAGAAGAAGCCAUGGGAACAGAAACUUCCACUUCACAACCGGUGGCACCCUGAUAUACCACCAGUGACAGAAGCUACAGACUAAAGAAUGAAUUCCAAGGAGGGAUCGCCCCCAUGUGUGAGAAAAAUAUCAAGAAUUUUAAAUUAAUAGAGAUAAACCCAAUUCAUAAUCUAUACCGUUUUUUCAACUCCAAAAUUGGUAGAGCUUGAGUUGGUCAUACUCGAUGCUAGAAAGUCAGAAAUGUGUUUGAAUUUAUCCUAUAUUGAAAGCUACUUGGAACAAUGUGAAAGACCUUGUCUCUCUCCCAUUUGUCAGCCAGUAGUUUGUAUGGAUUCUGAAUUCCGAUCCCUUACUAGCAUUGAUGCUUUAGAGUAAUAUAUUAAAUAUAAAGCAAGCAUCGUUUAUGAAUCUUGCUUGUUCACCGAUUCUAUGGCUCCUCCAACUCCAAAAGUAGUAAUUCCUAUAGACGUGAAAAGCAAGCCAUGGCAACAAAAGCUACCUCUUCACAACCGUUGGCACCCUCAAAUUCCUCUGGUGGUAGAGGCCAAAACCGGUGAGGUUUUCAGAGUAGAGAUGGUAGAUUGGACAGGCGGUGCUGUCAAAGAUGAUGAUUCUGCACUAGAUAUAAAAUGCAUAGACCCCUCAACUGUUCAUUACCUCAGUGGACCAAUCCGAAUUGUGGACAAGGAUGGGAUUCCAGCCAAGCCGGGCGAUCUACCGGCAGUGGGAGAUGAAUGGGGACACACAGCGACUUGAGAUCGAGAGAAUGGAGGUGGUUUUCUGACUGAUCAUUUUCCUAGUGCAACCAAAGCAAUUUGGUAUUUUGAAGGAAUAUAUGCCUAUUCUCCUCACAUACCAGGAGUAAGAUUUGCAGGUUUGACUCAUCCGGGAAUAGUUGGAACAGCACCAUCCAUGGAACUUCUAAAUAUAUGGAAUGAAAGGGAAAGACAACUUGAAGAGAAUGGGUUGCAUUCUCUGAAGCCAUGUGAAGUUUUGCAUCAACGUCCCUUGGCUAACUUACCAUCAACAAAAGGUUGUGUCCUUGGAAAUCUUUCUAAGGGCACUCCAGAAUGGGAGAAGAUAGCUAGGGAGGCUGCAAGGACAGUACCAGGAAGAGAAAAUGGAGGAAACUGUGACAUCAAGAACCUCAGCAGAGGCUCAAAAGUAUACCUUCCGGUAUUUGUGGAGGGAGCGAAUCUGAGUACUGGUGACAUGCAUUUUUCUCAGGGUGAUGGUGAAAUCUCAUUCUGUGGGGCAAUAGAGAUGAGUGGCUUUUUGGAGCUCAAGUGUGAAAUUAUAAGGGAAGGAAUGAAAGAGUAUCUGACACCAAUGGGGCCAACUCCUCUUCAUGUAAACCCAAUCUUCGAAAUAGGUCCUGUUGAACCAAGAUUCUCAGAAUGGCUUGUAUUUGAAGGCAUCAGCGUUGACGAGAGUGGGAGGCAGCACUCUCUUGAUGCCUCUAUCGCUUACAAGCGUGCAGUACUCAAUGCCAUUGACUACCUCUCUAAAUUUGGAUAUUCCAAAGAACAGGCGUAUCUUCUGUUGUCAUGUUGUCCUUGUGAAGGAAGAAUUUCUGGAAUAGUCGACGUUCCCAAUGCUUUAGCAACCUUAGCAAUCCCAACAGCUAUAUUCGACCAGGAUAUUCGUCCAAAAUCCAACAAGGUUCCUGUUGGACCCCAGAUCGUGAGGAAACCAGAUGUCCUGAAAUCCACCUAUGAAGGAAAUCUGCCCAUUACAAGGAACCCUAGCUCCACAGUUUAAAUCUUACCUAUGGUACUCGGUCGAAGAUAACAGAUAUAUACCAUCUUCCAUGAAUAUAGGAACUUGCACCGAUAAUAUUCAUGCAAAUACAAUGUGGAACUAAAUUGUUGCUGGAUAUCAUCUACUUUCUGGGUAAGCAAUCCAAGCACAUCAUGUAAGUGACAAAGAUCAUUACCUUUUAUCAUCCCGGAAAGUUCCACACUGUUCUUUUAGCUUGUUAUUUGAAUAUUGGUGUGCUAAUCCACACCGCCGUCAAAAACAAUCAAUUUCAUUGCUACUACAUGUAAUUCUGAAUAAUAUCAAAUGUUUACUGAAUCUAAAGCCUAUAAACAGACACAUUCUGAAGACGUUUUAAAAGUUUUAGCAACUCUAUUUUGUCAUCUUUAAAGGGCAAACAAUGAAAUGUUAUCCGGAGGUUUAGUCGUAAAAACAUAAACCAAGAUGAAUGUAAAAUCUCCUUGAAAGUAACAUGAAAAAACUAUCACCUGUUGCGACAUUAGAAAGCCACUAAUUUUUGUACAGCGAAAACAACAAUACAAGUGACAGAUAACCCAAAAUAGAUAAUAGCAAAAUACCAAAUGUUUAAUUUUUAAAACAAUAAGUUUUUGGUUCAUCAACUCUAAGGCUAAUAUUAGUAGUACUUCUCAAAAUUGGGAAAAGCUGCAACCAUACAAAAAAAAAAAUAGAUGCAAGGAAUGUAUGGACACAUCUGGCCGAAGACUUCGCCCCAAAACUUACUGUGCUAGUUUCCUAAAAUCUAACAGUUAGAAACAUAAAUUAAGAAGGGCACCAUUGGAUUUGUUGUGCUCAGUAAUAUAUUGAAAGUGUUCGGUGGUGUUGCAGAGAUGGAAAUUGAAUGCCAAAAGACCAAAGCCAAAGGUCUAACUCCACACUAAGCACCUGAAUAAAAAAGUCACAUGAUU